AUGAUUCUCGGUUCCAGCAUUGGCGCAUGGCAGGGCUCUCGAGUUCUCCCCCGCGAAGCCAAGGAAACGUGCCGCAAUGACAUGCAGUCAGAUACCUGCGAGAAACCCGCCAUGUCAACAGGCGAACUAUUGGUCGUUCUUCUCAUCGCCAGUCUUAUUGUCGUCUGUGGUAUUGUUGCUCUUUUAUGCGUCUUUCACCGGCGCAAACAACGCCUCGAUAAACUCGAAGACAUCAAAGGCGUUCAAGAACUCGAUGAUUACGGCCUCGCCCCCAUCAAACCAAGACCCGUGAAAUUACCCCAAGCACCACCACCGACGUAUGACAAGACGCACGAGGGAAAGCCCAACGUGACGACAGACGAUAAUUGGGAUCGAACAAAUCGAAACUCUACAGACUCGUUAACGCCGUCACUUCGCCAAGCCAUGGGCGUCACGGCCCGCGAUACACUGUCCAAUAACUAG
Messenger RNA from Fusarium poae, 462 nucleotides. RefSeq lists its product as uncharacterized. The record is from RefSeq and is a predicted model, not a curated record. The coding region runs from base 1 to 462 and encodes 153 amino acids. The transcript has 2 exons. Lineage: Eukaryota; Fungi; Ascomycota; Sordariomycetes; Hypocreales; Nectriaceae.